Messenger RNA from Aphanomyces astaci, 452 nucleotides. Its product is annotated as E3 ubiquitin-protein ligase RBX1. Gene Ontology annotation, molecular function: ubiquitin protein ligase activity; zinc ion binding; cullin family protein binding. Gene Ontology annotation, biological process: protein ubiquitination; ubiquitin-dependent protein catabolic process. The record is from RefSeq and is a predicted model, not a curated record. NCBI's taxonomy places the organism in Eukaryota, Oomycota, Saprolegniomycetes, Saprolegniales, Verrucalvaceae. The transcript has a single exon. Bases 46 to 378 code for a protein of 110 amino acids. Gene Ontology annotation, cellular component: nucleus; cullin-RING ubiquitin ligase complex.
GUUGCUGCUCGUCCGCACACCGAAGAAAGGGGCUGCCACAGAAGCAUGGAAGAAGAGAAGCAAGAUACGACGGUGGAGGUGGUGGCGGCCGCCGCGGUGGACGAACAGAAACGCUUUGAGAUUAAGAAAUGGAACGCCGUGGCGCUGUGGUCCUGGGAUAUUGUCGUGGACAACUGCGCCAUUUGCCGAAAUCACAUCAUGGAUCUGUGUAUCGAAUGCCAGGCAAACCAAGCGUCGGCGACGAGCGAAGAGUGCACGGUCGCGUGGGGUGUGUGCAACCACGCAUUCCAUUUCCACUGCAUCAGUCGCUGGCUCAAGACCCGUCAAGUGUGCCCCUUGGACAACCGCGAAUGGGAGUUCCAAAAGUACGGCAGAUAGAACGAAUGCGCUUCUCAUGCAUCCGAAAUGGCUCGCUAAGCAAUUCAUUAACCAAACUCUAUCCUCUAUGCAUA